GUGAGGGGAGCAGGCGAGGCAGCCCGGUCUCCCUGGGGCGGGAAGGGCCUCCGCCGCCGGGUGACCAUCGGAAGGGAGAGUUGGGCGGGCGGCGGGGAGUCAGGCUGGCUUUUGGCGGGAGAAGCAGCUGGAGUGGAUGGAAGGGGCCGUUUGUAAGGCAGAACGGCGUCUCUGAGUUGGAGGGAGGUCUCCCUCCGGCCAUCUUAAGGGCUGCGUUUUGUCUCUCCUCGGUUUGACGCUUCGACUGUCUUUCUCCCUUCGCAGGAAGACGUGGAGUUGGCCGACGCCGCCAUGGGUGACGAGGACUGGGAUACGGAGAUUACAGAGCAUAGUGGAGGGGGGAGUGGGGCCUUGCCCGUCUUCCAGCCCAGCUUCCAGAAGCCGGGCAGCAUACCCAUAAGAACAAAUGAAGCCUCAUGCAAUUUCAAUCAGAGUGUAAAACUGCCAGGUGUUGGAGAAAAACCUAAUGAUGAAGAGAAACAAAUAGGUGGAUUUGGAAAUGGAAGAAUUUUUGGAAACAGAGCCAUACUAGGAAAUAGGUUUGAAGAAAGAAAAUACUCAAGUUUUGAGAGAGAUAAUGAAGACAGCCAGAGCCAGUCAAACAAAGGGGAUCCAAGGAGAGGUGGUUUUCAAGGAAUGAAUGAUGUUGGUGUUCUUCGCAAACCUGGAAGAGGAUCAUUCAGAGGUGGUAGAGGAGGAUUUGGGCAAUUUACAAAUGAUGUAAAUGAGAAGCAAGAUGGAAGACAGAAUUCUUUCAGCUUAGGUUUUAAAAGAAGAGGGUUUGGUGCUGCAUCAGGUGACUUUGAAACUAGAAGAGGAUUUGGAGGAAGAGGGGGUUACAGAGGAAGCAAUGAAGAAGUAAAUGUAGUUUCUGGAAGAAGCAUAUGGAAAUCAGGUGAUGAUCCAGAAAAAAGUGACAAUACAGGUCCAAAGGUGACAUAUGUACCACCACCACCACCUGAUGGUGAAGAUGCCAUCUUUGCACAUUACCAGACAGGAAUAAAUUUUGAUAAAUACGAUAAUAUUCUUGUAGAAGUUUCGGGCCUUGAUCCUCCACCAGCAAUAUUGAACUUUGAAGAAGCUGAUCUGUGUCAAACCUUAAUAAAGAACAUAGCUAGAGCUGGAUAUUUUAAACUUACUCCUGUGCAGAAAUAUAGCAUUCCAGUUGUUCUGGCAGGACGUGACUUAAUGGCAUGUGCACAAACCGGAUCUGGAAAAACAGCAGCUUUUCUUAUACCAAUUUUAGCUCACAUGAUGCAAGAUGGAGUGACUUGUAGUCAGUUCAAAGAGCAACAAGAACCGGAAUGUAUAAUAAUAGCACCAACUAGAGAACUGAUAAAUCAGAUCUUUCUGGAAUCAAGAAAAUUUUCAUAUGGAACUUGUAUAAGGCCUGUUGUGAUUUAUGGAGGUAUACAAAUGGGCCAUACAAUUAAUCAGAUAAUGCAAGGUUGUAAUAUAUUGUGUGCUACCCCAGGAAGACUUUUGGAUAUCAUAGGCAGAGAAAAGAUUGGGCUGAGCAAAUUAAAAUAUUUGGUGUUAGAUGAAGCUGAUCGUAUGCUGGAUAUGGGAUUUGGCCCUGAUGUAAAGAAAUUAAUUUCAUCUCCAGGCAUGCCGUCAAAAGACAAACGCCAAACAUUAAUGUUUAGUGCCACUUUCCCUGAUGAAAUCCAAAGGCUUGCUGGAGAAUUUUUGAAGACAGAGUACUUAUUUGUUGUUGUUGGACAAGUGGGAGGAGCAUGCAGUGAUGUUCAGCAGACCAUACUUCAAGUGACUCAAUAUGACAAGAGAGACAAGCUUGUUGAAAUUCUUAAUGACAUAGGUGAUAAACGAACUAUGGUGUUCGUGGAAACAAAGAAAAAAGCAGAUUUUUUUGCAACUUUCCUUUGCCAGGAAAACAUAGCAACCACAAGUAUUCAUGGUGAUCGGGAGCAGAGAGAGAGAGAAGAAGCUCUUCGUUAUUUUCGUUCUGGCAAAUGCCCUGUUCUUGUUGCUACAUCUGUAGCAGCAAGAGGUCUGGAUAUAGAAAAUGUUCAACAUGUUAUAAAUGUUGACCUCCCUUCCACAAUUGAUGAAUAUGUUCAUAGGAUUGGACGAACUGGGCGUUGUGGUAAUACAGGCAAAGCAAUUUCUUUCUUUGAUCCUCAGUCAGACAGUGCUAUUGCGCAGCCUCUAAUCAAAGUGCUUGCAGAUGCUCAACAAGAAGUUCCAGCAUGGUUAGAAGAAAUUGCUUGUAGUUCAAGUGGAAUUGGUUUUAGUAAUCCAAAGGGAAAUAUGUUUGCAGCUGUUGAUUCCCGAAAGAUUUUCCAUGGCAAAGACAAUCAUCAUAGUAGAGGAUUUGCAGCAUCAAAUAUAAAUGCAGCAGAUGAGUCCUGGGAUUAAAUCUACCUUUUAUCAUAGAACAACAUUUCUAAUGUACUAUAUUAAAUCUACCAAACAAACCUGGGGAAACCUGGCUGGAUCCUGACCAAAUUUACUUGAUUGUCUAUGAUUUCAGUGGGACUUACUUCUAAGUAUAUGUGCUUAGGAUUAUAACAUGUUUAAGAAACCAUUGAUGUUGCUGCCUUCCUAUGUUCAGGAAGGGUGGGUUUCAGGCAUUUGAAUUACUUAUUUAGCUAAUAUAAGUUUAAUGGUUGUGUGAAGUAACACAAUUUGUUGUAAAGGACUGUUGUAAAUGACUGUAAAAAUGAUUAAUAAAAACUUGUAAUCAUGUCCUGUGCUGCGGAUUUUAUAGAAUUUAGCUCAAUUCUGGCAGGUUGUUACCUGAAACCAUUGAUUUAAUUCCCAAAUAAAUACUUUUAGGAUUGCAGUGGUAUCUAAUCUAAAAAUGCAAGCUUUCUUACAGUUUUACCAGCUAUUGAUUCUGCAACCUACAUAACAUAAC
Molecule: messenger RNA, 2881 nt
Organism: Python bivittatus (Burmese python)
Lineage: Eukaryota; Metazoa; Chordata; Lepidosauria; Squamata; Pythonidae
Gene: DDX4
Product: DEAD-box helicase 4
Molecular function (GO): ATP binding; RNA helicase activity; nucleic acid binding
Source: RefSeq, a predicted model, not a curated record